Molecule: messenger RNA, 4276 nt
Organism: Monascus purpureus
Lineage: Eukaryota; Fungi; Ascomycota; Eurotiomycetes; Eurotiales; Aspergillaceae
Source: the annotation of a GenBank genome assembly
AGGAACCUCCCGAGUCGCUGGUUUUCGCCAUCAGAUCUCCCGGACUCCGCCAUCACUUUGGCCCUGCGAGCAUCGCCCUCCAUCCCCUUCUCCACGGCUUUUUAUUCUAUGCCUUUUUCCGGAGCCCUAGACGCCCUGUUGAGCCCUUUCCGCCCCUGCUCUUAACCGUGGAGAAACGCCCCCUCGGCGGGCCCCAGAACUGGGGUUUUGGAGGCGAGCAUGUCGCCUGGUCACAACCACACCUGGCUGCCACCAGGGCAUCUUCGACCUCCCGAUGAUCAUCACGAUUCGCGGCCUGUCAAUGGUUACUCGAAUUUCUCUGCCGGUUCCCGGACGCCGCAAACUCGCGUUUGUGCCAGUGCCGACGGGUCUCAGACAGGUAAUUUGAUAUCGGAGGCUGAUACCGCCGCGGAGGAUGACCCGCGCAUCGCUAUCUUUCGUGAUCUUUACAGGCGGAGUGAGGCGAGUAUCGAUAUCUUGUUCAGCAAGGAUCAGGCUCAUGUCGAUGCUGUCCCGGAUCUUGACCAUCAGCCUGAACCCACCGGUGCUGUUGCUCCCACUGAUGAUCCGGCGCCACUUCCACUUCCCUCUAAGAAUCCCGCUCGAAAAUUGGAUGAGGACGAUUACGACGAGUACGACGAUGACGACAAUGAUGAGACGGAAGUCGCGGAUACCGCCGUCUCGCCGCUCAAGACUAAGUCUGCCGCGCCUCCGCUGGAUUCCAGCGGUAUUCCGUCGCCGGGCCACCGUUCCAGUGUUGCGCUAUCGGUUAUCAAUGAUAGUGCAAAAGAAUCAAAGAAGGAAACGCUUGAAGAGAUUCGGAAGAAACUCGAGGAAGACAAGAAGGCAACUGAGGAAGCUGCGAAAAGGAGCUUCCACACACUCUUCUAUACACUGGAAAGUGACAGGGAUGCCAUGCUGGAUCAGCAACGGCUCGACGAGUCGGAGAGACAGGUUGAAGCUGAGAUGUCCGGCCAAGCGAAUGCUGGCAGUACCAACGGGAACGCCGAAUCGAAUGGUUAUGGCUCGUUGAGUAACGCGAACCUCGGAGCCUCGAGUCUGACUUUGAAGAACUUGAUUGCUAGGAUUGAUAUGAAGCGGACCAUGGUCCAGGCAUCUGAUGCGGAACUGCGAAGUUUGAUGAGUGAAGUCCGCAAGAACCGGAGCAAGUGGGCUAGCGAGGAUAAAAUCGGGCAGGAAGAACUCUACGAAGCAGCGGAAAAGGUUCUUAGUGAGCUUAAAGCGAUGACUGAACAUUCAACUGCUUUUUUAACUAGGGUGAACAAGCGCGACGCACCUGAUUACUAUACCAUCAUCAAGCAUCCUAUGGAUCUGGGGACGAUGACAAAGAAGCUCAAAGCUUUACAGUAUAGAUCGAAAAAGGAAUUCGUUGAUGACCUCAACCUUAUAUGGUCGAAUUGCUUGAAGUAUAACACAAACCCUGAUCACUUUCUGCGCAAACACGCCUUGUACAUGAGGAAAGAGACGGAGAAGCUUGUUCCUCUUAUUCCCGAAAUUGUUAUCAGAGACCGUGCAGAAGUGGAAGCGGAAGAACGUAGGCUUCAGCUUGCAGAGCUUGAGGGGGGUGAAGAGAGUGACGAUGAACCUAUCAUGUCCUCCAGAGGCAGGAAAGCCCCUAAGAAGGGGACUGCUCCUACUCGGAAUACUUCCAGAGUUUCGGAAGGGCCACCUGGGGCUUCUGUCAAUCAGACCCCUGCCCCCGUACGCGCUGACUCUGAUGUAGUGGUGGACGGAAUUCGAAACGGAUCCUCGACGACACCGCCCCCAGGGGUACAGACGCCAUCUGAUCCUAAUGGGGCUGGUUCGUCUGGGAUCCCUGGUGAUUCUAUGGAAAUUGAUGGCUUGAUACCUUCGAACAACGCCCUUAGCGCAUUGUCUGUGCCCGGGAUAGAGCUCGAAGACCCAGAGUACAAAGUCUGGAAGCAAGUCACGAAGAAAGACCGUGCCCUCAUCGCUGCUGAAAGGCACCGCCUUCUCAAAGGGGAUAAAUUAAACCCUGACGAGCCGGCAUUGCUGAGGACCAAGGCUGGCAUGAGAAAAUGGCUGAGAAAUCAAAAGCAAAUCGCCCCUGAAGUCGACAAAGCGGACGAACUGGGCUCGCAAUCGGUAGAGCACGACGCUCCCCGCGAAACUCUUGCGGAAGGCAUAGAGGUGGAGGAAGACAGGAUGAUUCCCGAUUACUACGAUGUAAUGUCCGGCAUUCCCGACCUACCUGAGCGACUUGUUUGGAGAGAGGAUGCAGAAGGCAAUGUUGUGGAUGCUUCUGAAGAAUUCUUGAGAAUUCUUCCCAAGGAUUCAUUUGUUCAGCCUGACAGUAAACUCUCCCGGAAGAUGGAUGCAAAUAUGCGGCAAAUGCAGGAAACUCGGAAAAUCUGCUCGAAGAUCGGCAUAGUGAAGCAGAUGCAACUGCAGUCCCAAAUGUAUCAAAACCAAUUUCAAAAGUAUCAGCCCGAACCUUUCGUGGAACAGGAUAUCUCACCACAUGUUUUGAAUGAUGAGGGUCCAGUGGUUGCACCUUGGGUUUGUAAGGCUGCGCUGCAACGCUCUGUUGCCAAAAUCUUUUACCAUGCUGGAUUCGAGGAGUAUCAACCGUCUGCCCUUCAGACAAUUACCGAUAUCGCUUCGGAUUUCUUUCAGAAGAUUAGCGAGACAUUAAAAUCAUAUAUGGAAACUCCUAAACUUCCAGCUUCGACCAAGGAAGAGCACACAUCGUCAUCUUCUCAGUGGAAGCUGGCUUACAGCCAACCAGAGAUGAUUCUUCAUACCUUGUCCUCAGUAGGUACUGACGUGGAAGCUCUCGAAUCAUAUAUUAGAGAUGAUGUGGAACGGCUUGGAACAAAGCUUGCUACUGUCCACGAGCGUUUAAGGUCCUUAUUUGCCGAGCUUCUUCGGCCGGCCCUUGCAGACGGUGGUGAGGAUGGUUCGAAUGCCUUUGCCGAUGGCAGUGAGCAAUUUGUUGCCGGUGAUUUCGCCGAGGAUAUCGAUGAAGACUUCUUUGGAUUCAAGGAACUGGGCUUAGAUAAGGAAUUCGGUCUUGCGACUCUCAGUGUUCCACUCCAUCUGCUCCAAAACAGGAUGUACAAUGCCGCUCAGGCUCAAAGCACGAGCGCUGCACAAACGGUAACCCUCUUCCCGCCGCCUCCUGCAUAUCCGCGCAUUACGUCAGAUACUGUAUUAUCGCAAAUUGGGCUUGUGCAAGACUUCUUUCGCGCUAAGUUGCAGGCAAACAAUGGCGAACCUCUGGUCGAGGAUCUUGAACUGCCGCCUAAGCAGCGGCCAAUGGCUGCUCGCCCCCGUCUUCCAGCGUCUGGGAAAAUUCCGCCUUUAGGGUCUGCAGGGCCAACUUCGAGCCCACAGAAACGGCCGCCUCCACCACCUGGUCCUGGACAAUUAGCAACGGCGAAGCCUGGGACCGCAGAACCUAGUAAGAAAAAGGCCAAGAAAAACAGCGGAUUAGCUCUGGAUGUUUAAAUCUCCACCGGCGGCGAUGAAACGGCAGUCGCAGAUGGUGCGAAAACUCUAUCCGCAAAUCCAACAUCAACGACCUCGAAGAACAAUGACGCUUCCUUGGAUGACAUCCCUCCAGGCUCUGCAACAGAAAUCAACAGUGCAAAAGGUGGAGCCGACAUGUCUGCGCUGUCAGAUGCUGGUGGUGUAGAAAAUGGCGUCUCUGUCGGUGUGAACGCAGAACACGAGAAUGGCGUCAAUAGCAGUGCAGCAGCUAUGACCAACGGGACUGUUGGUGACAUCUCAUGAUGUAUAAACAAAGCGUUCUUUGUACUUGCUGUAUUUACGCAUGAUGCUAAUAAAAUAGUUUUCCAUGGUAUUAUUACUCUAUUUUUUUUUUUUUUCGAAUACCUCGUCCUCAUUUUACGGUUAAUCUUUGUUUUAAUUCUUCUUCCCCUCGAUUUUCCCCUUUUCCUAUUUCUCAUUGAUCUCGCGACCCGUCAUUUAUCAUCUUUUACCACCUACGGGAUUCAUAUUGAUCUCACUGGGGCCCCUGCGAAGCGCACGCUUGGUGGUGCGGUUUUCUUCUCCGUCGAAUAUCAUUAACUAACCUUUGAUACACUGGUCCUCAUGUAUGCAAAAGUGGUUAUAGCAUCGAUGAAUUGAGGCUUCCUUCGAAACAAUGACUGGAUUCUGGCGGCCUUUGUUCUUUUUUUUCUACGUUGCAUUUUUAUUUUCUAUUUCUCCCCCGUUCAUGUUCCCUUUUGUUUUUCUUUCCAAACUCCUGUGAUUGUGCGGCGAGUUCCCU